This is a messenger RNA of Rotaria sp. Silwood2, 1311 nucleotides long. The record is from the annotation of a GenBank genome assembly. NCBI's taxonomy places the organism in Eukaryota, Metazoa, Rotifera, Eurotatoria, Philodinida, Philodinidae.
AUGAAAAUGAAAUCAAUCUAUACUGUGAUUCGUAAUAAACGAAAUGAAAUAAUCGAUUGGAUUGAAUAUCAUCGAAUGAUUGGUAUUGAACAUUUUUAUUUGCAUGAUAAUUUGAGUGAAGAUCAUAUUGAUAUAUUUCUCAAAUAUUAUCUAGAUCAAGAUAUUGUUACUAUUAUCAAAUGGCCUUUUCGACCAAUUCAAAAUCAACAUUGGAACAUGAUUCAAUCUGCUUCAAUGAAUCAUGAUUUGAAAAAUUUUGGUCCAUUCAAUAAAUGGAUGGGUUAUUUUGAUGUUGAUGAAUAUUUUCAGUUAAACAAUACAAAUGAACAACUAAUUCUAAGUAGAAAAAAAUCACUUGUUGAAUUACUUGAUCAAUCAUUUCCAGAGACAAAAUUUCCUGGAGGUGUACAGUUUUAUAAUUGUACAAUAUCAUGUUUUCUAUCACAAGAGGAAAUACUUGCAAGUCGUCAUUUGAACAUGUUUCAAAAAUGCAAUUCAAUUGUGGAUUGUACAGUUAUUCAAGUGACUUCUCAACCAUGUCAUGGAAUGUCUCAAUAUAGUCAAUGUUCGACAAAUAGUGCAUGUGGAUGCCUUUAUAAAGCAAGUUCUGAUAACAUUGCUAUUUGUGGUUUUCUUAGGGUGACUUGUUCUGAACUUGUUUCCUGUGAAUCUUUAAACAAUACUUGUUAUGAGCCUAACCAUACUUGUAUUCGUCAUCCACGAUGUCAUAAUCUUCCAGUUUGUUAUCCAUUAUCAAUGAGUAAUCAACAAAUGUGUCCACAAACUACAAAGGUAACUACAAUGGCAACAACGUCAGUAGGAACAACAACAACAACAACAACAAAGAAACCUAUUCCACAAGAUUGUUCAGAUUCGAAUCUAAUUACAUUCGACAACAUAACAAAUGAACCUUUAGCUGAAAUACCUUCGAAUUACAUUGGCUUACAAUGGAAAAAUUUUUAUGUCAUGAAUUUAACUGCUUUUCCAUCCUAUGAUACAAGUGGUUUCUCUACAGCACUUCAAAGUGGAUAUAUCGCAUACAAUAAAAAUGGAUCAACAAUGACAAUUAGUACUAGUCCACCAUAUAUGUUUAACUUAUAUUCAUUUAUUACUACUUCUGCUUUUCAAAAUCAGGUAAAAUUAACAAUGAUUGGAGAACGCUCAUCUAAAAUAUGGUAUUCUGCAAUGUAUCCAUUAUACACACAUUGGCCACAAUUAAUCAAACUGAACUAUUUGAAUAUUGAUAGAAUUACCUUUUCAACUAUUGAUUCAUCAGAGUUUGCAAUGGAUAAUUUGUGUAUCUCAAUGUAA